This is a messenger RNA of Rubroshorea leprosula, 887 nucleotides long. NCBI's taxonomy places the organism in Eukaryota, Viridiplantae, Streptophyta, Magnoliopsida, Malvales, Dipterocarpaceae. The record is from the annotation of a GenBank genome assembly.
AUGUCAGGAAACAAACAUAUUGCAGGAGAUCCUUUCUGAGCUUGGUGUUCCUGAAGCAGUUUUUGAGGUGUGAUCUUAAUUUCACAUUCCACAUUCAAUUUUUUCUUUUCCUAUGCACUAUAUAUAUCCAAACUAACUGUACGUAACAGGGGAUGAAACGAUUAAGAGCAAUGAAAAAAAUUACAUUUUCAUUUUCCAUUCUUUAUUUCUUUACUUUCAUUUUUCAUGAAUUUUCAAAAAUGAAGGGCAUAAGGAAAGGAACCUCGCAGGAAGAAUUAGGGAAGGUUUGGCAAACUUCAAAGGAUAAAAUUCCUGCCCAAAAGGAAAUAUUGCAAGACAAAAUGGAAGAAGACUUGUCAAACAUGGCUGAAUUCAGUAGACUUCAGCAAACUGAAAUAAAGGAGGAGACCAUGCGUGAAAAGUAUGAAGUUACUGAAGAAGGUGUAGAGGACAAGAAGGAAAGAACCUUCUGCCCUGGAGAAUGUUUAGAGAGGUUUUCAUUUAAGGAUAAAAGGACAGAAGGGCUGUCAGAUGUGGGGAAUGAAGAAUUGACUGAGUGGGAAGUUUUGUUUGGAAGUGAGGAAGUUGCCAUGAAUGAACCUAGUCACCCUGAUGAUGUAAGUUCUACAAUUGCAUAGACUCUGCUAAUGAACAAACUUGAUGACAUGGUCAAGAUUAAUUUCAGACUAAAAAGGCUAAGAGAAAUGGAAACAGAUGUUUUUUCAUGCUUUCAGUGCUAUGCUUUCUGUUUCAAUUACAUCGUAUCACGUUAUUGAGGCAGGCAAGUAGGUAUCUACGUCUCUGUGUGUGUGUGUAAAUAUGUUUAUAAUAAUAAGACUUUAAUACUGUGCGUAUGAUUAUGUUCAAUUCUGAGAAUAUUUAAUUUC